UGAGAGACUGGCACCUCCGCAACAUGCAUGUGAUCUGAAUAAUCAGGAAUGCAGCACUCUGUUGUGAGAGCCUCUUGGCCAGAGAAGCGCAUGCCAUUUCUCCUACAAGAGAACAAAGUUAAGGGCUUUUUAUCCCAUUGACUGUAGCCCAGUCCCAACGGUUGGAGUGUUUCGUGAAUCCCACAGAUCUGGGAUUUCUGUCUCUUUUUGCACCUUUCACGUUGACUCCAGGCCAGCCCUCACCAGGACUUCUAGGAUUCUAAAGGCUUCUUUUAAAUCUGUUAACAAGAUGAUUGACCUAAGCUUCCUAACGGAGGAGGAACAAGAGGCAAUAAUGAAGGUGCUCCAACGGGAUGCAGAACUCAAGAGAAAUGAAGAGGAGAGGGUCAGGCAUUUACCAGAAAAAAUUCAGAAUGACAAUCAGCUAAAGAAUAUGAGCGGGCAGUGGUUUUAUGAAGCAAAGUCAAAGAGGCACAGAGAUAAAAUACACGGAGCAGAUAUCAUUAGAGCAUCGAUAAGAAGGAAACCCACAACAAAAGCUGAGCGGAGUCAGAACAAAUCAGACAAAACAAAGAACAGUUGGCUGAACAAUGUCAAUAAGGAAGUUUCUGUCCCAGCAGAGCUAUCUGGUAUCAGGGAAGAGACAGAAGAAGGGGAAGUGAAAUCCAAUCAAAGUUCUAAUGCACUGGACGCAACCUUAGACAAACCACAGGAAAGCUCAAAGAAGGUAGCUGUGUCACCAGGAAAGCAAAGGAAAAAUCCAUUUAAUGACGUCACUGCACCAGAACAGAACGUAAAAAGUAGGGACUCAGAAAGCGGAACAACUGACCUAUCUCAGAUGUCAAAUGAGGACACACUGUCACCUUCAAAGGAGAGCCAAUCCAAGAGAAACGUACUAAACAGUAGGUCAGAGGAACAUAGGCAGGCUUCUGGAGAACAAACUGAUGAGUCACAGAGAAUUGCAGAUCAGCCUCCUGUACCAAAAGCUAGAAAAGUCAUCUACAAAAUAACAGAUCCCAUACUGGAGAAAGAUGGUUCUUUUCCCAAACCUGCUAAAAGGACUGAUUGGGUUAGUGGUGCUGGUACACCACCGAGGGGCAUUCUGAAACGCAGUUCAAGUUCAAGCUCCACUGAUUCAGAAGUUCUUCGUGUUAAUCAGAUCUUUGACCAUCAAAGUAAGACUGGUUUGCCGUCUUCAACUGUUCUCGAAAGAGUAGCUGAGACAAAUCCUCCUGCAGAAGACCCCUCACAAAAUUCACUGGAAAGACUAAAACAGGUCAGGUUCUCUUCCAGUAUAGGUACAAAACAACCUCUUCAGAGCCCCCAGCUGCACCAUGGCAAAGAUAUAGGAGAGUUUGACUUACUGGAAUCAGACUAUGUUAAGAAUGCAGAAAAUGACAGUAGUAGGUUAGAUGCACUUCAAAAUGAACAAACGCUCCCUGUAAAAUCUCCACGCUCCCAAUCCUCUGCUUUAGAUGUUAAUGCAACAGACAGAGAUGUCUCCCAAGAAGACACAUCAGCACCAUAUUCUUCUGAUGCUAACAGGUCAAGCCUACCAGUUAAUGAAACCUUGCAGCUUAAGACAAGUCUUCCUAUGGAACCUGUAACUCCAAGGAAAUCCUCCAGUAAUAUCUCACCAAAUGUCCAGGACGUGCAAACUGUUGAUGAAACGUUGUCUCAAAACAUAUCCAAACAGUCCCCGAAUCCUGACUUGGAGUCAUCCAAACACACUAUUGAUCAGCAGCCACUUUCUGCUAAGACAAAAUCUCCUCAGGUGCCAAAUGCCAGCUCUGCAGACCUUCAACAAGGUUCAGAAGAAUUAGAUCCUAUUUUGAAGGCUUUGAAAAGGAGUGCAGAUAGGCAAAGGCCUUCCAAAAGUCUAGAGGACAUUCCAUCAGCCACAUCAAAUAAAGGAAAAGUAGAUAUUCCAAAAGAAGAAUUAGUACUUAGUGCUGAAGAUGAUCAGAAAACAGAUCAGCAACAAGAGACAAAUGAAAAUGUACAAGGAAUCUCCACAGUGCCUUCAGACCUGGAUAACCAGUUUUCAAAUCCUGAAAAACUCAAAAGACUGAGCCAGUCAGUACCAGCAUUUCUACAAGAAGAGAGUGACAGAGACACUGAUACAACAUCAGAAAGCAGUUAUCCUCAUGGCAGAAUCAAGAAGAGCCCCAGCUCUCUAACCAAUCUUAGUGGCUCUUCUGGCAUGGCGUCCUUGUCUUCUGUGAGCGGAAGUGUAAUGAGCAUCUACAGUGGAGACUUUGGCAAUGUGGAUGUGAAAGGCCACAUUCAGUUUGCCAUUGAUUAUGUAGAACAGCUGAAGGAGUUCCAUAUUUUUGUUUCCCAGUGUAAAGACUUGGCAAUUGCAGAUGUUAAGAAACAACAUUCAGACCCAUAUGUAAAGACUUACCUGCUUCCAGAGAAAUACAAGCUGGGGAAAAGGAAGACCUCUGUGAAAAAGAAAACAUUGAAUCCAGUCUAUAAUGAAAUAUUGCGGUAUAAAAUUGACAAGGCACUGGUAAAGACCCAGAGACUGAAUCUCUCUGUCUGGCACAAUGACACCUUUGGGCGCAAUAGUUUCCUAGGUGAGGUGGAACUUGAUUUGGGAACAUGGGACUGGAAUGACAAACUGAAUAAGCAGAUGAACUGGUUCCUGCUUAAGCCUAGGACUCCAGCAGCAGCUCUUGAACUAGAGAACAGAGGAGAGAUUAAACUAGCCCUUCAGUAUGUCCCACAGCCUGUCGGGGGUAACAAGACCCUGUCCACUGGAGAGGUCCACAUCUGGGUGAAGGAAUGCAAUGACCUCCCUCUCCUGAGGGGCAACAAGAUCAACUCUUUUGUUAAAUGUACCAUUCUUCCAGAUACUAGUAGGAAAAGUCGCCAGAAAACAAGAGCAGUGGCGAAAACUACAAGCCCAGUGUUCAACCACACCAUGGUUUAUGAUGGCUUUAGAGCUGAUGAUUUGAAAGAAGCAUGUGUAGAACUUACAGUCUGGGACCACAACAAACUAGCCAAUCGCUUUCUGGGAGGUCUCAGGAUAGGAAUGGGAACAGGCAAAAGCUAUGGUACUGCAGUGGACUGGAUGGACUCCACUUCAGAUGAAACCACCCUAUGGGAGAGAAUGAUGAGCUCACCAAACACAUGGGUAGAAGAUACACUGCCACUCCGGAUGAUAAUGGUAGCAAAGCUGACAAAAUAAGAUGACUUUCUAAUUGCUAGUGUCCAAAAUGUUUACUUGUUGGAUCUUGGGAGGGGAAGGAAAUAAUAAAAUGAGGAACUUGGAGGAAUUCUAUAAAAGUGUGUGUACUACAGUAGAUCUGUAGACAGCCUCUGUUCUGUUAUUUUAUUUUGUGCUGCUAAAUGUUACUACGUAAUGCAAAUUAAACUUUUCUGCUUUCAGAUUAUUUUUUUAAACUAAAGGCCUUUUACUUGCUCACUGAAAAUGAAUUAAAUAAAGAAUAUACUAUUGAAAUUCAGUGGUCCAAUUACAAGGGGUGUGUUUGUGUGUGUGGUCACCUGGAAUAGUGCAAAAUGUUGGUGAUUCGCUAAAUAAUGCACCCAAAAACAAAACCCCAAAAAGCAACAACUUUGUCUAUUUCCCAGGGUCUUUUGUGUGGUAUUUUAAAUAAGCUGACAAUAGGUCGCUAUAUUCAUAUUCACUGUGUGUUUGCAGCUUAAUUUUAAUGGUAUGUUCAAGUCUCUGGCGGUUACACCCUUUGCUAGAGUUCAUGACGGGGAAUUCCAUCUCUAGUUUUAAGUUCUCAGAGCUUGGUCCAUAAAGAGGGUUUGACUGUAUAUGUAGUACAUAUACUAGUUUUGUUAUCGUAUCUCUAAAUUAUAGAUUCUGUAUGGACGCAAUGAAGUUGAAUUUACUGUAUUUAAAUGUUACUCUGAAGGAUCUCUUCACCCAUUAAGUUGCUCAUUUUAUUAUUGAUGAAUAAAUUGGAUAUUUAUUUUAAGCGUAUACACUAUCUGUACCCAAGUCUAUUGUUGGAUUGCUCUUUUGGGUGUGUUAAGACUUUUGUAUGCACUUUGGUGCCACCACUACAACACAGCAGGAAUUGGGUAGUUGUUUAAAGAACCUACACCGUAUGAAAUAGCAAGCAAAUUUCAAUUCGAUAGCAUUUUAUGUAACUAAAAGUUUGAAUGUAAAAAACAUAGAAAUGUAUUAUUCUUACACUGUUUUUAACUAAAAGCAGCCUAUUAAAGCUAUAGUUGUGUUCAGAGAAGUAACUGCUCAAUUAAAAUACACAUCUGA
Terrapene triunguis (Three-toed box turtle) is the source of this 4255-nucleotide messenger RNA. It is a transcript of the gene SYTL2, whose product is annotated as synaptotagmin like 2. The transcript has 19 exons. NCBI's taxonomy places the organism in Eukaryota, Metazoa, Chordata, Testudines, Emydidae. The coding region runs from base 290 to 3196 and encodes 968 amino acids. The record is from RefSeq and is a predicted model, not a curated record. Gene Ontology annotation, cellular component: plasma membrane; exocytic vesicle. Gene Ontology annotation, molecular function: neurexin family protein binding; small GTPase binding. Gene Ontology annotation, biological process: exocytosis; intracellular protein transport.